Molecule: messenger RNA, 1000 nt
Organism: Sabethes cyaneus
Lineage: Eukaryota; Metazoa; Arthropoda; Insecta; Diptera; Culicidae
Product: probable oligoribonuclease
Exons: 3
Coding region: 138-785 (215 amino acids)
Cellular component (GO): mitochondrion
Molecular function (GO): 3'-5'-RNA exonuclease activity; nucleic acid binding
Source: RefSeq, a predicted model, not a curated record
AGAGAAGUUUUUUUGGAGAUAUUAUAUAUAGGAAAAUAGGCGGGAAUAUUUGUGCAAUUAUUGCAUGCUUAGCAUUGUUUUACAAUUUACAAUACAUAUGUAGACACUAAUAGUGUCUUUUCCACGAUUUAGUGUUCAUGGUGCGGAGAUUACUGGGACAUUUGCUGCAAUUCCAGCGGCAAUUAGGUAGUACUACGCUUACAAUGUCAGCCUCAUCAGUCAAGGUAAAAAGUCCCUCCGUGCACAAUCUGGUGUGGAUAGACAUGGAGAUGACGGGUUUGGAUGUGCAGAAUGAUAAAAUCCUCGAAAUCGCCUGCAUAGUGACUAACAAAAAUUUAGAACUUCUUGAACCUGGAAUCGAUAUUGUUAUACAUCAACCGGAAGAAGUGUUAGGAAUGAUGAACGACUGGUGCGUGAUUAAUCACGGGAAAAGUGGUCUGACUCAGGCUGUAAGAAACUCCCGAGUAGGCUUGUCCGAAGCUGAAGAGAUUGUGUUGGAGUUUGUGAAAAAGCAUUGCCCACCGAAAGGCUGCCCACUGGCGGGUAAUUCGGUCUACAUGGACAGGAUGUUCCUGGCUAACUACAUGCCACGGCUGAACGAUUAUCUGCACUAUCGAAUCGUGGAUGUCAGCACCAUAAAAGAACUGUGUAAGCGUUGGAACGGAGCCGUUUUUAGCCGUGUUCCCUCCAAGCAGCUCAACCAUCGUGCAUUGGAUGAUAUCGGGGAAAGUAUAAAAGAGUUGCGGUUCUACCGGCCCUACAUGUUUGCCGACAAGAAGCCUUAGAACAGCUUAUUUUUGAAUGAGAUAUUUGGAAUCAGAUGUUAGAAUCAAAUUCAACGAUCGAAUAAAAAUUGUAUUGCUGAAUUCGCCAGAAAAUGUAAUGAGCAGUUCAUUCGAUCGAAUCUGCGUUACAAAGCAUUCAAUAAUACGAUUGUGCAGAGUUUACAGAAUAAAAAGCGUGAUAUGUUCUAUUACCGUACGGUUUAGCAAAUGUCAAA